AUGGACGAUGGACAGGUGAGGAGCCUGUCUGAUGUAAAUGUACUUACUUACAAUUUUUUUUAGCAGGUACGUGGCCCAAAAAUGUUCAGGUUGUGGCGUGUCUGCUUUGUGAGUACUUUACUGAUACAUUCUCAUUUUUCUGGUGUUGCUGGAACAACUGGAAGUAAUGGAGCAGUACUGCGGAUGAGCAGAACAGCACUGAAUAAAGGUAACAAGAGAAAUAUACAGUAUCUCACAAAAGUGAGUACACCCCUGACAUUUUUGUAAAUAUUUUAUUAUAUCUUUUCAUGUGACAACACUGAAGAAAUGACACUCUGCUACAAUGUAAAGUAGUAAGUGUACAGCCUGUAUAACAAUGUAAAUUUGCUGCCCCCUCAAAAUAACUCAACACACAGCCAUUAAUGUCUAAACCGUUGAAAACAAAAGUGAGUACACUCCUAAGUGGAAAUGUCCAAAUUGGGCUCAGUUAGCCAUUUUCUCUCCCUGGUGUCAUGUGACUCUUUAGUGUUACAAGGUUUCAGGUGUGCAUGGGGAGCAGGUGUUAUCGCUCUCACACUCUCUCAUACUGGUCACUGGAAGUUCAACAUGGCACAUCAUGGCAAAGAAAUCUCUGAGGAUCUUAAAAAAAAGAAUUGUUGCUCUACAUAAAGAUGGCCUAGGCUAUAACAAGAUUGCCAAGACCCUGAAACUGAGCUGAAGCACGGUGGGCAAGACCAUACAGUGGUUUCACAGGACAGGUUACACUCAGAACAGACCUCGCCAUGGUCGACCAAAGAAGUUGAGUGCACGUGCUCAGCAUCAUAUACAGAGGUUGGGAAAUAGACGUAUGAGUGCUGCCAGCAUUGCUGCAGAGAUUGAAGGGGUAGAGGGUCAUCCUGUCAGUGCUUAGACCAUACGCCUCACACUGCAUCAAAUUGGUCUCCAUGGCUGUCAUCCCAGAAGGAAGGCUCUUCUAAAGAUGAUACACAAGAAAGCCCGCAAACACCUUGAAUGCCAACAUGUACUGUGACAUACUGAAGCAGAGCAUGAUCCCCUCCCUUUAGAGACUGGGCCGCAGGACAGUAUUCCAACAUGAUAAUAAUCCCAAACACACCUCAAAGACGACCACUGCCUUGCUAAAGAACCUAAAGGUAAAGGUGAUGGACUGGCCAAGCAUGUCUCCAGACCUAAACCCUAUUGAGUAUUUGUGGGGCAUCCUCAAGUGGAAGGUGGAGGAGCACAAGGUCUCUAACAUACACCAGCUCUGUGAUGUCGUCAUGGAGGAGUUGAAGAGGACUUCAGUGGCAACCUGUGAAGCUCUGGUGAACUCCAUGCCCAUGAGGGUUAAGGCAGUGCUGGAAAAUAAAAUGUUUAGACUUUGGGCACAAUUUGGACAAUUCCACUUAGGGGUGUACUCACUUUUGUUGCCAACAGUUUAGACAUUAAUGGCUGUGUGCUGAGUUAUUUUGAGGGGACAGCAAAUGUACACUCUUAUACAGGCUGAACACUUACUACUUUACAUUGUAGCAGAGUGUCAUUUCUUCACAUGAAAAGAUAAAAUAAAAUAUUUACAAAAAUGUGAGGGGUGUACUCACUUUUGUGAGAUACUGAAUAUCCUACCUAACCUCUUCCAAAUACAAUUUAGGAAGUAAACAUUGAGAUUGUGUUGGUUGCCCAAGUGAAAUUUAGGUCUUUUGAUAUCCUGGGAUCAAUUUACUAUAAUGUGCCAAAUAUUAACUCAGUGAUGGCCACUGAUCUCUUCUGAGAUGUUUAGCUAAUCUAAAUAGUGGAAUGGUAAAAGAGUUUUAGUUCAAUAUAAUGUUCGUAAGAUUAAUCAGUUUAUAUGGAUGAGGUUUUAAAGUGAUAGUUAGGUUGUUAUUUUAAAAUAUGAAAUUGUAUGUAUAUAAAUGCAUUUAAAGUUAUACCAAAUUUGGAAAAUAUUGUUCUUUUUCAGCUGUUUCAGGAAAAAUGAGUGGAAGCAGCUCCCAGAACAACUUGCAAAUGCCUGCAGGGGCUGGUGGAGGUGACCUUGUGGGAGGUCUUGUUGGUGGUCUUCUUGGUGGUGGAGGUGGCGGGGGUCUUCUAGGGGGUGUGUUAGGUGGUGGUGGGGGUGGAGGAGGACUUCUUGGUGGCAUACUUGGAGGUGGAGGAGGUGGUGGUGGAGGUGGUGGAGGUGGUGGAGGUGGCCUUCUUGGUGGUGUUCUAGGUGGUGGUGGUGGAGGAGGACUUCUUGGAGGCAUCCUUGGUGGAGGUGGUAGUAGUGGGGGUGGUGAUGAUGGCAGAAGAGUUGGUGGGCUUCAAGGAGGAGCUCAUGGUAAUUCUGGUGAAUGGGAUGAUCAUAGUAACAAUGGUCCUCAACCCAAUGGAGGUCUUCUUGGAAGUGGCGGAUUGCUUGGUGGCUUGCUUGGAGGCGGAGGUCUUCUUGGAAUUCUUGGAAAUGGUGGCCUAUUAAACACAGUGCAAGGCCUCACUGGGUAAGCUCUAUUAUAAACAAUGUAUGAAUUAAUUUUACACGUUUUUUAUUUGCACUGUAUUUGCUAUAAUAAUCAUUCUAUUCAAGUAUUAUUUAUAAUGUAGGUAUAGUGCAGCACCUAACAGAUGUAUGGUUCUGGCUGCAUAAUGAGCAGAUUCUUCUUCUCUAUGGUAGAUUAAAGAGCAAAAUUGUAACAGGAUGUUGCUCUCCUAAACAUACCCCCUCCCCUCCCCCCCACAAAUUGUAAAAAUGUGUCCUAUAUCUAUGCUAAUUUCAUGUUCAGGCAUAAGAGAUGGGUGUAGCAAUAAAUUAGGUUAAAUAUAAGUAUGCAAAUUCCUUCUUAAAAAAAUAAAUGCUUUGGUAAUAACAAUGAUAAAUGACAAAUCAGAUUGUUUAUUACUAAUUAUAACAAUGCCAGUACUUUGCCAUUAAUAUGAUUUUAAUGCUUAAAGGUGCACUAUAGCACUUGGAAUACAAACAUGUAUUCCUAACGCUAUGGGGCCCUAGUCACCAUUUAGGUGACUGGGUCAGCGCUGCUAGGGUUAAAAAAAGGUGAUUUACUAACGUUUCAGCACUCGCAGCUACGGUCUCCCCGCUUAAGUUCUGCCUCUUUAAUCAAAAUCAUCAAUGUUGGUGAUUGGGAGGCUACUGCGCAUGCUUGGGAAAAUGCCUUGCUGUACUCUGCUGUUUUAUGGAAAAGCCUCUAGCGCUGUCAUACUGUCAGCCACUAGAGGGAGGUUAGUCCUGUAUUCCAUUUCGAGUACAGGGCUAAAAAGGGGGGGGAGGGGGGGGGAGUCUGGGGUCUGGGCGCCUAUAGUGUUUCUUUAACAAUCUCAUCGUUAAUUACAAUUUAACAAAGUGUUCUGUAGAAUAGUACAACAUAUUAAAGAAGGGGAAAUCAGAAUGAAAACCAGUAGAAUCAGGAAGGUAAUUCCUAUCCUUUUACAUAGUUGCAGCACUAUUCCCAUCAGAUUCUUUGAUAAAUCUCCCCAAUGUGUUCAUUUGUUUGUUCUUAGUUUGCGGAUUAUUGAUCUUACACUCCCGCAAUUAUCUUUGCGCCUGCUGCCAGGAAUCGGUGUCCACCUUAACUUGUACACAAAGGUGGCUAUCAAUGGAAAAAGGUAAGGGUGAAAACUGUUUUUAUUGAUAAUAUAGGUGUAAUUGUAAAAAACACAUUUUGUAGUUUUAUUGGCAGUUAAUGGCGAAACCCUACAGUAUUUGCUUGUGUGUGUAUUUUGUCAGUUAUUGGCAAGCAAUUGAUGAUAUGGGUACAUAAACUAAACUGUUAGCAGACUUGGAGAGAUAAAGAAAUGGCAUGAAAGGUAACAUCCAGUGAAACAUAAUCAGGCUCAGUUAAUAUUUAACAGUAACAGCCCCUUUAGGUUUCAACAUGUAAGAUUUGUUUAUUAAUAACCACUCCUUAAUAGCAUUAAAAGCACACUAACUCUAAAAUACAUGAAGCAUCAAGAUUUAAAAUCUGUGAUCCUACAAAUGAUAAUGAUUCUUAGCCACAACAUAAUAAUGGUUGUUACUGGCAUCAAUAAUCACAUUUCACUUGGUGCUAAGAAUCUAAUUAUUAUUAUUAUUAUUAUUUUAAUUAGUAGUAGUAGUAUUUUUAUAGAACUAACAUAUUCCUCUAUGCUUUACAAUAUUAUGAAGGGGGAAUUUAACAAUAAAUGAGAAUGGCAAAAUGUUACAGGAACAAUAUUUUAAUGAGAACCCUGCUCAAACUACCUUACAAUCUAGAGAUCUAAUAAGUUCUAUAACUGAUCUUUUAUUAAUCUGAAGGUGCCCAAAGUUCUAAAGAACAUACUAUUUAAGGUUGCUAUAGAGCAGGCAUAGGCAACCUUCGGCACUGCAGAUGUUUUGGACUACACCUCCCAUGAUGCUUUGCCAGCAUUAUUGGUGUAAGAGCAUUAUGGGGGAUCUAGUCCACAACAUCUGGAAUGCCGAAGGUUGCCUAUCCCUGCUAUACAGGAAAGAUAAGAUAUGUUUGGGUCAGUGGAAUAUCACUCCCUCUAGUGGUCAAAAAUUAAAUAUAUUUACUAACUGCUUAUUUCGACUGUGCUUUGAGUAUUCCUUGGUUGCUAUUUUAUAUGACACAAGUGAUAUGUUUAUUUCCCAUGUCACUACAAACAUAGUUUGCUAUAGUGAGGUUAUCAGCCAUUGGGGACAUCCUUUUCUUCCCGGCAAGUCACUGUAUAGUGAUGGAGCUGCUUAUUCCCCUCUGCUGGAUCCAAGGUAGAAGUCAGGUACAGCUCUGAAAAGAGCUUAUUAAUUAUUCUGCAAAAUUCCCCUUUCAAGAAUGAGACAAGGCUACGUUUUGAAGGGUCAAGAAGAACUAACGCUUUAAUGACAGACACUGAUUCUGCCCAUGCAAGGGAGACACCCACAUAAUUAACAGUACAGCCAAUAAACACAAUAUACAUUCCAUACAUCUCCUCCCCUUAGAUAACCACAUAACAUAAUUAAAAUUAACAUAUUUUUCCCCAAAGUUUGGAUGUACCCCAAAUACUUGCAAUUUGUUCUGGGGGACCAAUAUGUCCAGAAUUCAGCCCAUUCGGUUCAGCCGUUCGGUAGAUAUGGGGCUUGAAGGUUUUGACCGACCGCACGGGCAAAAUAGCCGAAAACAGUUCCAUGAAUCCUGGCCCUGCAGUCGGUCUUAGUUCAUGCGUAAAAAGUCCCGAACGGCUGGCCAUCCCUAUAUAAUCUCACGUUAGCUGGAAUCCCCAUAAGCUGUUAAGUCUUUCUACCGAACGCCCUGUCGUUCGGUAGUUGUAGCACGAUUUUCCAAAGUUAUGGAGGUCUCAGCGGUGUUCGCCUAUUCGAGUGUCCGUUUUUUAGUUACAGACACUCGACGGCAAGUCCCGUAAUGGAAGUCCCGUAAUGGCAGCCACCCAUACAGUUCGUAUAGCGUUCGUGCGUUUCUUUGUAAGAAAAUCCCCAUAGAGCAAGGAGGUAAAUGGGUUAUAAUUAGGAAUCAAGGUGACCUGUUAUUCGGUAGCAAGCAUUCGUAUGGUGAAUGCCUCCAAUGUCCCGAACUGAAUAGUAAUCCACAGUCUCCCUAUGCAGGGUAAGUUGUCCUCUUUGUUACAAUAGUGAUGUUUUUACUUUGUUGUGAUAUCUAAUAAAGAUUGACUUCUUAACUAUUUGGAUAAUUCUUCCUCUCUAGAUACACUGGAAAUUACCAUAUUUCAUCUUCUAAACUUUUUGGCUUUGUGGAUAAAGCAAUAGAUUCUCAACUGUUACAAUGACCGUUAUUAGGGAUAUCCUAAAACUAUUUCAGGAACACAGGUCUCAAGUGAGAUCAUACGGGAAACUGAUAUACAAAAGUCACAAUUUCUGAAUAAAUUCUAAAUAGGUUGUUUGUUUGUCUUUCCACCAAACCAACACGUUUAUAAGGCUUGAAAAGGGGAAUGAAAAUUGUCGGCCAAAAUAACAGAAAAGUUUAAUAUUUCUAACUCAACUUUUUUGAAAAAAAAUUAUCUGUUUAAUUUAAAACAAUUUUGGCUGAAAAACACCCUUAGUCUAUAGAUGUAAUAUGUUUAGUAUCUCGACCCUAGUUUUUACUAUCUAGUACUCUAUUGAUAUCUUGUUUUUAUGAAUGGGUCUAUGGGUCUUUGUAGUUGAUGUUUUGCAUUGAUUUUCUAAUUCUUUGAAGUUUGUUAGGCUUCCUUGACAUCUUGGUUGAAGUUAACAUCACAGCUCGAACUAGACUCACUCAGGAGGCAUCAGGUGUACCCAGGCUGGUUAUUGAAGACUGCCAGGCACUACUUGGUGGAAUAAACGUGAGAUUGCUAAGAGGGUGCGUAUCAAAACAUUUAUGAUAAAUACAAGGCGUAAUCUAGAAGCAUUUUGGAAUCAGUGUAUACUAUCACUUUCUAUGGGCUUCCCACUAGGAUACCUAGAAUGGAAUGAGCUCUAUGUAAGAAGCCGGACACAUUUUGGUCCAUUUUAGGCAGUAACUAAUUAGAGGACACAAUGGCAUUUAUUUUGAAUGCUACAAAGAGAUUUAUUACCACUAUGUGCCAGAUCAUUUAUUUUUUACUGUAGAAAUAAUUGUGUUAUUUUGCCACAAAAUUGUUUGUAGUCACCUCUCUCUACAUUAAAAAAAAAAAAAAAAACUCACUGUAUUAUAACAUCUACUCCUUUCUCUCACCAUAGGUUGCUCUCUGGAAUUCUGGAUGGGCUGGUCAGUAAUCUCCUCCGAAAUAUACUUCCUGGCGUGGUAAGCAGUGAUAUCUGAUUUUUAACUUGCUUAACCUAAGCCUGAAGUGCAUGAAAUGCACAUACUUGUAUUUCCAACUGUCUAUGGGUUUCAACAGUAAUCGUUUUGCUUUGGCUACAUAGUAACACCACCUCUUUCUACUAAACUGUGAUUAACCCCAUUUACACCAAUAAAAAGUAAAGUUAAAAAAUCAUCAAGGGAUUUUAGCCCUAAAUCUGGUUUCAAACUUAAGGAUUCAUAUUUCCUCUCCUCUUCAGAUCAGUAGUGACACUAUACCACCCAUGGCAGUCAGUAAGAUUCACUGACCUGGUUGGAAACCAGUCAAUAAAUAGGUGUUAAUGGCCCUCAUUAUAGUUCUACCUACUGGUUAUUUUAGAAAUCUAAGGCUGAGCUCUUGCAAAAAACAAUGUAAUUAUGAAAAACCUAAUGAUGGUAAAAUGAAAAGCUUCGUCCCAACUCCAAUGCUAACAAUAAAAAUAUAUGCAUUUACUGUUUCUUUAAAAAGAAUAUUAAGCCCAUCCUCCGUAAUUAACCGAUUACCUGUUUAUACACCAUAGGUCUGUUUUGCACAUUACUUCAUUUAGCUCCUUCCUUCCUUGUGGAUAAAUAGACCAUCCAUUUCCUACUUCACAAUGUUUAUAACAUAAUUAAAUUAAUAUUAUAUGAGAUAUAUAAGUAUGGCAAGAUAUUAUGCUUGUUGAUGCUGUUGUGGCAAGUCAAGCUUGUAAUGUUAUAUGUGCACAGCAAAAAUAAAGAAUAAUAAAAAAAAAGAUACUUGAAUUAAUUUUAUUGUUCAACCUCAAUAAAUAUUUACCGAGCUUGAAAAUAAUUAAUUUCUUUAGAAAUCUUUGUAAAAGCAUACUAAUAUUUAUGAAGACCUCUGAUCGAUUCUAUCCUUUUUUAACAGUUGUGUCCGGUGGUGAAUGUCGUUCUUGACUUGACUAAUGGACUUCUGCUUACGGCAAAUUGUACGUUUGGGGGAAAAAAAUAUUUUAAAAUAUAACAUAUUGUGGGUUUCUAUUAAUUAUGCUGUUAAUAAAAUAGUGUAAAUGUUAAAAUAUGGGACAAGAGGGUACUUAGUGUUAAUCUUAAAUCUAAUAUAAGUCUUUAUUGUAUCAGUAUUUUUAGUGCAACUUAACUUCAUUUCUUACGCAGCUUUGGUUCCCCUUGGCCUAUUAGGAAGUAUCCAGUACACAGUAUCGAGUCUUCCCAUAGUGACUGGGCAGUUUAUUGAGCUGGAUUUAAAUGUAAGAUACGCACAGUACUGGAAUCUAUUUUAAAAAACUAUUGUUUGGUCCUUCUAACCAUGUUCAUUCUUGUUAUAGACAGUGGUGAGUCAAUUAGGUGGUGGACUCAUUGAUUACCCCUUGGGCCACUCUAUGAUGCCAAUCUCCAUGCCACCAAUGAUGGAAGCUACGGAAGCUCAGCUUGGGCUUUCUUCCAACUUCCUUGGCUGUGUUCUAACUGCUCUACAAAAGGAAGGCCUGAUGGAUUUAGAAUUAUCUGAUGGAGACGUAAGUGGAUAUUUAGUAAAUGAAUCUUUCACGGAACGGAUACAUAAUUCUCCAAAAAUUCUAUCUAAUCAAAUGGCAUGCUCCUGGGUCAAAUAAAAUGAUUUGUAAGAUUCAAGUGACUCACCCAAUGUACUUCGAGAUGUUAUUAUCAAGUUAAGACUAGAACAAAGUGUUGUUCUGUGUAAUCUUUUCCAGUAAUUUAAAAUAGGAACUGGCUCCUUGCUGCCAAAAACUUUAUUUGUAAAUUAAUUUGUCAUGCAAACCUACAUGGGCUGUAGGACAUUGACAAACUAAAUACAGACAGAAACACAAUGUAGCUUGGCAGGUUCCUAUAGUAUUCCUCGUUUUAAAGAAUGAAUAUUGUCUUGAUACACUCCAUUUUACAAUACACUUUGCUUGUUGAGAUCACACCAGCGAUCACUGUUAACAGCAGUAGUAAACAUUACAAGGGGUGCAAUAAAACCAGGAUCUGGCACAGGGACUCCAUCUUCUGCUGGUGGACUAGUGAGGGGAGCAGGAGAUUCGUCUACUAAACACCCUCUGAAAAUGUUCUCCAGUAGGCCAUGAGCUAUUGCUAAUCCUAAUAGCACCCAUAUUCUUUUUUUCACAAUUUGCAUGGAUCUCCUGCUAGCGGCCAGAAACCCAGCUAUAUUCAAAUAUAAAUACAAGCAUGUAUGUAACACGCACCAGAAUAACACCAGACUGUCUAUAUGCAUUUAUGUUACAGAUUCCUGGAAUUCCACCUCUCACAACUGCGGUCAUUGGUGGCGCCAUUCCAAAGGUAAAAACAAAUACAAAAAAAACAUAUAUAUGCAUUUUGACAGAGAACAUGUUAAACAUGAUAAUGUAUGAUAAAGGUACAAUUGCAAGAUACAAACAUUACUUAUUACAAAAAAAUAAGCUUGCUAUUUUACCCUUUAAUGCCAGAAUCCCGGGGGCAGUGUAACUGCUUAUGAUUGGUUUAAUAAACAUUGUUAGAGAGCUGUUACAGAAUACGAGGAGUGUAGGAAUCUUUUGCAUUAGUGGUACGGAGUGUAAGACUUGCCUGACUGUUUUAUUGUACAGACACAUGCUUUGACAAUCCUUUACAUUGGAAACGUCACUUCUCUGGAAAAUACCCUUUUCAAUAACAAAUUCAAAAACACCUAUUGUUUUGUGAACAACUCUUUUAAGGUGAUAUUCUUGUGGAGAAAGUAACCUCGACACUGUUUCUUGGAGGGGCCUGUUUGCCAGCCUCCUACCUCAGGACUAUGGGCCAUGCAAAAAAGCUCAUAAAAGAACUUGUUUGUAAUAAAGUAAUUAAUGCUAAUCGGGAACCGAACAAACGCACAAACCAGGGACUACCCGGAAGCAUGUUAAGCCCUAUCAUCACCUCUUAAUGCAGCGUUCUAAUUGUUCAUGUGGAUGGCCGCAGUUCGCACGGUCGACCACGAGGUGGCAGCCAUCUUGUUCCUGCAAAAGCAGGAAGCGGUGUUUGGUCGCCAAACUAUUUUCGGACACUGAAACUCCUGAACACCGCUGGACUUCCAUCAUAGCCUACGUUCGGUACUUUACAUCCUCGAAGAGCGCUGUUCGGUGGAAUAAUUCGUCUGAAUGAGGUGAACAAGCUCCACAGUAUGAAUAUUGACUAUGUUCGGUAUUUUGUUCGUUUUGAAAUUACCAAACUAGAUCGAUCGCAAGCCCUGAUUCUCUGGAACUGUUUUGGCCAUGGGACCAUGCGUGCGGUCGGUCAAAAUAUGACUUCCAUAGAAAUCCUGAACCCCUGAACCGAUCUGGGUGAAUUGUGGAUAUGUUAGUCAUCCAGAUCUGGGCUAUACGGGGAUGUAACUUUAAUGGGGUUUCCAUGGGUUUUAGGGGUACUUUCAAGAUAUUGCUGAAAUGUGUGUUUUUCUGCCUGGAGAUAAUGGAGUUAGUACAGUCCAUGACUCAAUUAUCUCCCAGGCACAGGGGAGGGAUUGUUUCAUUAUGUAUGGGAGUGUCCUGCAUCUGAGAGUCAAUGUAAUCAUGUAUUUGUUUCUACUGUGGUUUACUCUCAGGUCCAGGACAUAGUGCCCCUUGCACGGGGACUGUCAAAUAAGGCAAGUUGUGGCUACCAAAAAAUGAGUUCCUGCCUACCCUCAACAUAGAGUCUCAUCUCAUGUGUGGGGGGAACAGCUGUAUCUACUCUGGGGAUUGCUAUAUCACGAUACUCCCCUGGGCUGUAAUCACUGGCUCUUGUAAGAGCUACACUGCUAUACCUGCUAUACUCUCUUGGAGGAGAGGUCUUCUCACAGGCAGCUGGAUACAGGAGUUUGGUCCAGGGUGAGAAGGGACGACGAGACCCCUGCUAAACUGCGGCAGCUAAGGGGCUACGGUGCUUAUGGUUAUGGUACUCGGCAACAGCUAGGAAGCAGCAAUUGGCGGAGGUACCCAGUCGGGGUGCCAGGUGGUCCAUCACAAUUCUAUUUUUCUUUAGUUAUGUAUUAAACAUUUAGCACUUGGCAUCACAAUCCAGUUCAAUCCUGGCACACUCAGGGCACACAUUGCACUGGAAGAAGGAAGGACUGAAGCUUUGUGUCUCUUUCUCCAUCUCUCUGUGUGUUUUAUGACUCUGACUGAGAAGUACAAAGGUUGGAGCUUAUAAUUAUAUUUGACAGGAAGCCAAGAUGGAUCGCUCAAUCACAGGUUAUAACUAAGUACAGCAGAGUGGAUUUCUACAUUUUACCUUAAUUUUCAUACCUCGCAAACACAUAUUUGUUUAAUAUAGUGGGUAAAUAGAUAUAGUGUUAAAAAUGCUGGGAAGUGACGGACCACCUUUAACGAUGGAAAAACUCUUAGGGGGAACCCUGUUUGAUACUUUUACAUACAUAAAUGGACUAUUAAAGCUGAAAUUAGUUGGUUUCGAUGGCAUAUCUUGUUCUAAAGACAGAGUGACCUAAAGAUAGUGUGCAGAGAGUCACUGUAAAUGGAAAAUAUUGAAAUUGGAUGAAAGUGGUAAGUGGAGUGCCUCGGGGUUCUGUCCUGGGUCGGCAUCUAUUUAAUUUGUUUGAAGUAGACAUUGAAAGUUAUGUGUUUUUGCAGAUGACACAAAGGCCUUGAUUUCUUUCUUUUUUUAUAUAUAUAUAUAUAUAAGCUUUACAAAAGAUUAAUUUUUUUCGAUGAACUUUUAAAAGUAUUUUUUAUCAAUAUAUUAAUAGAUCAAAAAAUAUAAGAGAUAUCAAAAUAUUAAAUCAUUUAAAAGUGUAUCCAGAACUAUUAAAUUAUUUGGACAGCUUAUCCUAAAAUUAAUAGAGGGCAAAUCGAGGUAAGAUAGUGUAUUCUAAACAUGGCAUACCUUUUACACAGAACCAGCAGAUGAGAUUCAGUACAAAUAAUUGCAAAGUCAUGAAGGGCAAUUUUGGGCCCAGUUUUAAGGAAAGAUAUUGCAGUAAUAGAAGAAGCCAAGCUACAAAAUUAAUAAGGGGAAUGGGAAAUAUUAGUUACGAAGAAAGGCUAGAAAACAUUAUGUAAACAGGGUCAGUGUAACCUGUUCAUUGGCAAGGAUAUUCAACAGACAAGAAGUCACACAAUGAGACUUGUAGAAAAGGAGUUUUUACUUAAAGGACCACUAUAGUGCCAGGAAAACAAAUUUGUUUUCCUGGCACCAUAGUGUUAAUAGGUCCCCCCCCCCACCCUCAUGGCCCCCCUCCCGCCGGGCUCUAGGGGGAGGAAGGGGUUAAAGGCUUAUCUUUCUCCAGCACCGGGCUCCCUCGACGCUGGGGACUCUCCUCCCUCUUCCAACGAAUGCGCAACGCGCGGCAAGAGCACUCAAUCUAUCCAUAGGAAAGCAUUACUCUGAAACUGCUAUGUUUACAGCUGCAGGGUUAACCCUAGAUGGACCUGGCACCCAGACCACUUCAUUUCCCCUUUUUGUUGUAUUAUUUACAAUUGCUUAAAAAAGGUUUCUUGGACUUUUUUUUUGUUUUAUUAUGUUUUACCAGUAUGAAAAUCUGUAUUUUAAAGGUAGAACUCAUUGAACUGAUACUUUUCUCAACCUAGAUUAUUAUGUUACUGUGUAAUAUAUUAAUGCUAGGUAUAUAUAUAUACCAGCAAGGUAGUAUGUUCUGUUAAGCUGAGUGUUACUUUUUUACACAGGUUUCCUCAAUGUUCAAAGAAACACGACCUCUGACUCUCAAGAUCAGAGUACCCUCAGCUCCCACCGUCAAGUUGCAGAAGAAUCGUGGAAUUGUGUCUUUAUUCGUUAAAACAGAAAUCAAUGCUUUAAACCCGAACUCCAAAAAAACUCCCAUCUGCGUCCUUGGAGUGGUAAGUAUAUUUAAAAAGGAUUAGAAGGUGAUUUUCAACGUGGCUUCCAUAAUUCUUUUUGUAGACUUGUAGAGAAUUUAGAAUAUUGUGAGCCAGAGUGUGUUAAAUAUGCCUUUUUUAUGUAAAUCAUAUUAUCAGACAUUUAUUUUUACCAUUGUGGAUUAAUAAAUGAACUGGCAUAUUUGUUUUUCAGGAUGUACGCUUAAACGCAAAGUUUUCAGUGGGUGGAGAUAAACUGAUGAUCUCGCUGUCUGUUGACAGGUAAGUAUUCUUCUACUCUCUAAGUGCGAGACAAUAUUCAGCCAUUAAUCUCACAGUAUUUAUCUUACUAAUCGGUCUGAUUUAAAGGGGCUUUCUUAAAAGGGAACUGUCAUUUCACAGUAUUUAAAAUAUUAAGUUUACUUAUGACUAUAUUUAACAAAUAUGUUAUUGAGAAGUCUAAAAAUAAUAUCAGGUGCAAAAACGCAACCAUAUUCAUCUCCAUCUUGGUUCACUGUCAAUCAUUGUUACAAGCCUCACCCUUUCCCAGGGCUGGUGCAAGGAUUCUUGCCGCCUUAGGCAAUAAUCCAUUUUGCUGCCCCCUCAUAAAUGCAACUACAUUCUCUCAGAGGUUUAUUCACUAAAUUCUGAAUUGCAGUGAGAUACACACACACUUCCCCAUACAUACAUACACUGUCUAAUACAUACAUUCAUAGUGCCAAAUACAUACAUCCAUAUACACGUACUGCCUAAUGGAUACAUCAAUAUUCACAUACUACCCAAUACAUUUAUCCAUACACACAUACUACUUAAUAUUUAUAUCCAUACACUUAUACUGCCUAGAACAUACAUCAAUGCAUUUAGUGGGAUUUAAUUUAUAAUAAUGGUGGGAUUCAAUUUGUGUGAACUUUAAAGGACCACUAUAGUGCCAGGAAAACAAACUUGUUUUCCUGGCACUAUAGGGUCAUUAGGUCCCCCCUACCCUCAUGACACCCUCCUGCUUGGCCUCUCCUCCCCCUGCCGACGUCAGCUCCGAAUGUGCAUGCAUGGCAAGAACCGCGCAUGCACGCAUUCAAGCAGCCCAAUAGGGAAGCAUUACUCAGUGUUUUCCUAUGGACGUCCAGCGUCUUCUCACCGUGAUUUUCACAGUGAGAAUCGCGGAAGCACCUCUUGCGGCUGUCAGCGAGACAGCCACUAGAGGCUGGAUUAACCCUCAGUAAAACAUAGCAGUUUCUCUGAAGGGUUAAAACUAGAGGGACCUGGUACCCAGACCACUUCAUUGAGCUGAAAUGGUCUGGGUUCCUAUAGGGGUCCUUUAAGCAAAAAGAUUUUUCGUUUUAUAUAUAGAAUUAUAUUAAUAUAUAUUAUAAAUAUAAUUUAAUAUAUAAGAAUCUGUUUACAUGGCAGCACACACACUAGCACAAUCUUGCUGACAUGCACACACAGUCACUUACACACUCUCACUGACGUAUAAACACAAUGUCACUUACACACUUACUAACACACAGUCACUGACAUACAUGGUGCCACUUACACACUCUCAUUAACACACACGCACUCUCUCUGACAUACACAGUGUCACUAACACAUUCUCACUGACAUACAGUGUCACUUACACACUCUCACUAACACACACACACUCUCACUGACACACAGUGUCACUAACACAUUCUCACUGACAUACAGUGUCACUUACACACUCUCGCUAACACACACUCUCAGUCAUAUACACAGUGUCACUUACACACUCUCAUUAACACACACACACUCUCACUCACAUACACAGUGCCCCUAACACACACACUCUCACUCACAUACAGUCACUUACACACACACUAACACACACAAACAUUCUGCUCACUGACAUACACAGUGUCAUUUACACACGCUCAGUAACACAAACUCUCAUUCCCAUACACCGUUUCACUUACACACUCACUAACACACACUCUCACUCACAUACACAGUGUCAUCUACACACUCACUAACACACACUCUCACUGACAUACACAGUGUCAUUUACACACUCUCAGUAACACAUUCUCACUCACAUACACACUCAGUAACACACACUCUCACUGACAUAUACAGUGUCAUUUACACACUCUCAGUAACACAUUCUCACUCACAUACACAUUCACUAACACACACUCUCUCACAUACACAGUGUCACUUAUACACACUAACACCCUAACACACACACACACUACCACUCACUUUAUUUACACACACAGCAAUUCAGUAAACAGAGACACACCAAUUUACAAUCAUUUACACAAUAAUCAGUUUUCCCUUCCUCCAAAUGGUCCUAAGUGCUGUGACUGGAGGAGAGGGGUCCAACCUGCAGGAAGUGUUCGUGUUUCUGCUGGAGGAGCAGGAGAGCCUUGCACUCUGAGCACAUCCUACUUCCUGCUCCCUGCAGAGUGUUUCCGGUGUUCACAGGCAGGAGGCAGCAUGGAUACUAAGUCCUGUUCCGGCUCCCUAUGCCUGCAGGAAGCAGAGUGUUCUUCCCGGGAGGUGAAGAGAGGUGAGGAAAGGAGCCCAGCAGAUAAAUGGCUGCGCUGGGUGGUGGCUAAGGAGCCGAACGCCAGGCACAGCAGCCGCCCACCAGGAAUCCUCUCGGUGGGGGCUCCCAGCAGGCUAGCGCCCCAGGCCAAUGCCUUACUCACCUAAUGGUAGUGCCCACCCUGCCCUUUCCUGACCUUAGUAGGAGUUGUCACAGGAGAAGGAGGAACAUAAACAACUGGGGUUGUGUAUAAUUGCUGCAUUCGCUUUCAGAUUUGUGCUUGUUUUGUGUGCAUGCACCAUAUACUUAUCUAGUAAACAGUAAAUCCACCCUUUUCCAGUUUUGUCUCUUUUUUCAAAACUGUCUGUAUUUUAAUUUGCUUUAAAAACUUACCGAGAUUCCCCUUUUUCCAGCACUCAACUUUCCAUAUUGUCUACGUCAGUUGGACGCUUUGAUGUAAGUGUUUCUUUUUUUUAACAAGAAAACUAGUUUUAGUAUGGAAAAUUAUUUUGCAAUGAUAUCGUUAACCCCUUCAGGACGGUCCUGAACCGUCAGCGAUAAAACAUGCGUUUGGACCACUGACGGUCCUGAACCGUGAUAGCGAAAAACGGGCUGCGGGAAGCGAUCAAAGAUCGCUCCCGCCAGUAUAACUCUGUAACUAUCUGCCAGACAUCCCAGGCAGGUACUAACAGCCAAUUGCUGCAUGUGAGUGAUCCGCAAUCGCUCACAAUUGGCUGUCAAAGUGGGUGUUACAAACACUCACUUUGACAGUGAUCUCUGCCCCUCUCUCCUCUGUAGCGUUUUGUGAGGCGAGAGAGAAAGAGAUUGUGAUAGUUUGUUGCAGCAGAAGUGUUCGAGAGCUUUAUACAGUAUCUAAAGUAAAUUAAAAAAAUCCAUUUUAACCCCUUCCCUGACAGAUUUUUUUUGCCCUUAAAGGGUUAAAUUUGUUUUAAAAAUCUGUGUCUUCGUCUGUUUUGGUCUGCCUUGGUCUGUCUUAGUCAGUCAGUUUCCUACCCCCAUAUCUCCAUUAGAUUUUUGUGACAGGAGUUAGUUUAGGGAUUGCUGUUUAGUCUGUUUUAGUAAAAAAAAAAAAAGAAAAACGUAUAAAAAAAAAUUUGUGUGUUGGUAAUUUGUUUUAGUUGUGUGUAAAACAUGCAGCGUAUGUAUAACUUGCAGGAGGCAUAUGCCUUCUUGGCGUCAGACUCUGACGCCACUGACACUGCGUCAGAUUUUGACCCAGGUCAGUUUUCUGACACGUCUAGUCAAGACGACAUGUCAUCUGUGUGCGAGCCGGCUGAAGAAAGAAGGUGUGCUUCCUCUGCUACGCCGAAUGUGGAGGAGGACUGGGUACCUCCACAGUUAGCCGAGCCCAAUGUUCCCCUCUUUUAGUGCCAACGCAGGCAUUAAUGUUAAUGUUGAUGGCUUCUCCCCAAUGCAGUAUGUAGAACUAUUUUUAGGGGAUACCAUCUGGGAGGAGAUUGCUUCCCAGACUAACUUGUAUGCUACCCAAUUUAUUGAUAACAAUCCAGGUAGCUAUACAGUCAGGGAGCAUGACUGGCAUCCCACAGAUGUCCCAGAGCUUAAAACAUUCUGGGCUCUUACAAUGCUCAUGGGGAUUAUAAAGAAGCCAUUGAUUCACUCAUACUGGAGCACCAACCCAAAAAUGUCUAGUCCAGUAUUCUCCCAAACCAUGCCUAGAGCCAGAUAUGAGUUACUGCUGAGAUUUUUACAUUUCAGUGACAAUACCCUCUGUAUUACUUAUAUAUCAAGUUGAAAAACUGACAUGUACAAGUUCUGAUUGUUGCCUUUUGGCCCCCAAACAACCCAGCAACCCUAUUACAUGGGGGGUAUCACUGUACUCGGGAUAUGUUGCUGAACAUAUUGGGCAGUGUUUGGCAGUGACAUAUAACAGGAUCUGUUAAUUCAUGCUUAAAGUACAAUGUGUGUGACAAAGAAACAAAAAAAGAUUACUACCCAAAAGUUUGACAAAGGCUGGUGGUAGAAUUCAGUGCAUGAAAAGUGUUAAAAUACCACCAUUUAAAAUACCCUGGGUUGUCUACUUUUCAAAAAUAUAUGGUUUGAUGGGGGUUAAAUACAUUGGCUCAAAUGGGACAUGGGCGCAGGUUGAUUACAUGUCAAAAUUCCAAACGUGGCCUUUUAGCCCCCAAAGAACCCGACAAGCCUAUGCAUGAGUGGUAUCACUGUAUUCAGGAGAUCUUGCUGAACACAUAUUGGGUUGUUGUGUUGCAAUGAUACAUAACAGGAUCUGUUAAUUCAUGCCUAAAGUACAAUGUGUGUGAAAAUACAGAAAAAAAAAUACUAACUCAAUGUUUGACAAAGCCUGGUGGUAGAAUUAGUGCAUGGAAAGUGUUAAAAUACCACCAUGUGAAAUACCCUAGGGUGUCUACUUUUCAAAAACAUAUAGUUUGAUGGGGGUAAAAUACAUUGGCCGGCUUCAAAAAAUGUCCCAAAUAGGACAUGCAUGCAGGUUGACUACAUGUCAAAAUUCCAAGCUGGGAAACUGAUAUGCGCACCUGCAAAAUGUGGCCUUUUAGCCCCCAAACAACCCAACACACCUAUACAUUGGGGGUAUCCUUGUACUUGGAAGAUAUUGCUGAACACAUAUUGGGGUGUUGUUUGGCAGUGACACAUAACAAGAUCUGUUAAUUCAUGCCUAAAGUACAAUGUGUGUGGAAAAAAACUGAAACAUUUUUACUAACUCAAUGUUUGACAAAGCCUGGUUGUAGAAUUAGUGCAUGGAAAGUGUUAAAAUACCACCAUGUGAAAUACCCUAGGAUGUCUACUUGGUUUGAUGGGGGUAAAAUACAUUGGCCGGCUUCCAAAAUGUCCCAAAUAAGACAUGCAUCCAGGUUGACCACAUGUCAAACUUCCAAGCUGGGAAACUGAUAUGGGCACCUGCCAAAUAUGGCCUUUUAGCCCCUCAACAACCCAACACACCUACAUAUGGGGGGUAUCCCUGUACUCGGGAGAUGUUGCUGAACACAUUUUGAGGUGUUGUUUGGUAGUGACACCUAACAGAAUCUGUGAAUUUAUACCUGAAUUGCAAUGUAUGUGAAAACAAAUAAAAAAAAUAAACUACCUAUGCAAAGUUUGGCAAAGAUUUGUGGUAAAAUGGCUGCAUAGAAAGUAUCAAAAUAUUCUUAGAUGAAUACCCUGGGUUAUCUAGAUUAAUAAAAAUAUAUACAUGUGGGUGUUUUUUGGAGAUUUAUGACAUAACAGUGUUACAAUGUCACUAUUGAUACGUUUGAAAAAUGUACAUUUUGAAACAGCAAUUUCCUACUUGUACUUAUAUCUCUAUAACUUGCAAAUAAAAGCAAAAAAACUCAUAAACAUUUGGUGUUUUUAAACUCAGGACAACAUUUUGAAUCUAUUUAGCAGUUUUUUUCAUUCGAUUUUGUAGAUCAGUAAAAGAUUUUUUAAGUAAAAGUCAAAAGAACUUGUUUUUUUUAAUUUUUCUCCAUAUUUUUUUUUUUUUUUAAUUAAAUUAGAUGACAUGAUAAAAAUAAUAGUAUGUAAAGAAAGCCCCUUUUGUCCUGAAAAAAACCAAUAUAUAACUUGUAUCGGAACAGUAAAUGAGAGAGCGGAAAAUUACAGCUAAACAUAAACACCACAAAAGUGUUAAAAUAGCUCUGGUCCUUAACGCACAAACAUCGCAAAAACAGUCCGGUCCUGAAGGGGUUAACAGUGCAGGCACUUGUAAAAUGCAAAAAUCGAGAAUGGUACAAUGUCAGCAAUACAAAUAUACGGAGGGGUCAAACUCGUAAAAGUGAUAUUUUUAUUCGCUGAGUAAAUAUGAGGUUAGACUUUCUUCAGGCAUGUUCUACAAAUUACUAUGUCUGAAAAAUUUGAUUGAUUGUAUUUGCAAGGUUUUAUUCAGCCAAUAAAUACAUCACCUCAACUCUCUUUAGCUCCGAGAAAUAUAAAAGGUUUAAUAAUUAUAGUAGUACUUUCUUGGUUUUUUGCCAGUUAGAUCCUGGGACGAUCAGCUGACGAGUCUCUUGUUUUUAAGGUUUCGGUAUUAGGUGGACUCGUCGGGAACAUAUUCAGCUUUGCCUUCCUGCCAGCAAUUAACAGUAAGGAUUCCAUUUUAUUAUUAACAACAAUUUGCUUAACCUGUUUAAUUAUUUUGGGGUGAAAAGACAGAUGUGACAAAGUUAUAGAAUGCAGUGGUCUUGGGGCUCCAAGCAAGAGUGAAUCAUGUGAUUGUUUGCACUCUCCUCCAACAAGAGGUAACAAGUAUUGUGCCCAUGCACGGAGGCUGAUUAAUGUAUCAAUAUGGUAUUAAUUAGAUUUAUGAAUUCGGUUUUAACCCAUAUUACGAUUUUUCAGAAUUUUUGUCGAUCAGCAGUUCGUCUGAAAUCCCAAACUUUGACAAUCUAUGUGGAUAAUUCAUAAAACAAAAUGGACACUGGACAGACAGUUUUGUUAAUUUCAUGAUUCAAAGUUCCUUUAUUAGGGCCAACAAAAAAGAUGAUUGAUAGCAAAACGAUUAUUAAUGCUUAGGGGACAGUCACUCAAUGUUCAUUUUACUCACAGUUAAAGUGAGAAGUGAACAAUAGAGGAAGAAAUAGGAGGAUCAGUAACAAAAGAAAAUCUUUAUUUCUUUCUCAUAUAUUUAUUAGAUACAUAAUAUAUAAAUACAGAUUUAUUCUUUUAUCUGCCCAACUUUUUUCCCACUGUCGGGCACUUAACCAAAUGGCACAAAAACGCACCUAUCAGUGUACUUCAAAAUAACUGAUUGGCCAUUUUCACGCUAUUUUGGUUAGUCCGAAUUACUCUUUCCAAAACAAUACCAUAGAUAAAGUUCCCCCAAAUGCAACAAAUUACCCAAAACUAUUUGGGGAGAUGAAUUAAUUGGAUGAACCAAAUUGUGAAAUGUUAAUUAUCUUCACAAGCCUUUUCUGGAGGUGUAAUUUCUCACGUCUAACUUGUUUAUUUGUAGCUGUUGUAGGACAAGGAAUUCCUCUUCCAAAACUGAUGAACAUUAACUUUAAUGAUGCCAACAUUGACAUCCUUGAUGUAAGUAUUUAUUUAUUGUUUAAGGGACACUCCAGAUACUCCAGAUUCGUAAAGCAAUUUUGUUUGCUGAGAUGCUUUCUGUGUGAAGAAAGUGUCUUUUUUAUUUUACAAAAAGUGCAGAUUUCAAUAGCAACUGGAACUUCUAUAAAUGUAUCUUGUUACACCCCUUGGCUGUCAAUCAGACACCCUGUCCUGUUACUUUCUGGUUUGGUAAGCUCAGUGGAACUAAACUCAACAGGCAGCAAUUGCCCAGAGCACCUUGUCUUGCAAAGGCAUCUCAUUGAGUUGUAUUGGGAUUUGUAAAAGGCAUAGGAGUGUCUCUUUAAUGUUGUUAUGUUUACUCAUUGAUGUUCGAAUCUCCAAAAACAAUAGCUAUAUCAUUAUAACACAAAGCGUCUUGAGGUGUGUAAAAUUAUGUCCUAUUUAACGUCAUUUAAGGUGGUGAUCCUUAUGCCCAGUCUCUACCCCCUAAUCGAAGACAUCAGAUGUUUGAACAUUGCUUUAAUCUAUACAAGUCAGCUAUCUUCACACAUAGCACAAGUUCUUCCAUGGGACAGUGCACUGUAUGUAUAGGCAGAGUGUGCCUGUGUUAUUAUUAUUAUUAAAGCAGCGCUUUACAGUGUUGUGCAAAUGUUUGAAUGGAUCAUUAAAGGACUUUCUACUUCCUUGUAUGACAUCACAGAUUAGGAGGGUGGGAUCUUUGCAGUCCCAAAACAUGAGAAAAUGUACACUAGUACUGAGAAUAAAACACAAAAAUGUAGAGAAAGCCCAAUGCACAGCUUGGUUGAUAAGGGCUACUAGGGAAUCCCCCCAAAACAUAUACUAAAGAGCACCAAGCAAUGACGUCCUGAAACGUUUGUUAUUUGGAGUUCAAUACAUUCAAUAAAUAUAUUUGGGUUUCACUAGUGGCCCUUAUCAACUAAGCUGCGCACUGGGCCUGUUCUAUAUUAUUGCGAUUACUUAAGUUGUGGAGGGGUUGUAAGGGCACUCCUGGCACCAUAACCACUGCAUCACGCUGUAGUGUUUAUGGUGCCAACAUAUUUCUAUAAUCCUAAGGUGAAUCUAGUAUUCAUCCUGUAUACAGUGUCACAUAUCUGGUAUACAUUCAACUAUAAUUAAAAUGACAUGUUAGAUAGAAACACAGAGACAUUUAAUCAUUCUCAGAAAUGUUUUUCCAUAAACAUUAAUGGCAAAUUUCCUUUUCUAGGAUCUCGUGGUGCUUUCUUCAUAA
This is a messenger RNA of Pelobates cultripes (western spadefoot toad), 21234 nucleotides long. The record is from the annotation of a GenBank genome assembly. NCBI's taxonomy places the organism in Eukaryota, Metazoa, Chordata, Amphibia, Anura, Pelobatidae.